Messenger RNA from Sinocyclocheilus rhinocerous, 1459 nucleotides. RefSeq names its product CD48 antigen-like. NCBI's taxonomy places the organism in Eukaryota, Metazoa, Chordata, Actinopteri, Cypriniformes, Cyprinidae. The transcript is spliced from 5 exons. Gene Ontology annotation, cellular component: membrane; cell-cell junction. The coding region runs from base 215 to 1036 and encodes 273 amino acids. The record is from RefSeq and is a predicted model, not a curated record.
UAUUUCUUGUACUUUCCACAACUCGUGAAACAUCGCUCAUCACAAGAUAGUUUCUCUCGCCUCACUUCCCAUUUCCUUCAAGUGUUUGUAGCAUGACUCUGAAGUAGUCAGUUGACUGUGUGUUUGGAUAAGGAGUCUCACAAUCAGGGGCGGCGUGUAGGAAGUCCAGUGGCUUCAACGACCUCGUUGAUUUACGCCGACAAGCCAACGAGAAAUGAGUCUAUGUGGAAUCGUGCUGCUUUGUAUUGUGUGCAUCCCGCAAGUACGUGGCAGUGAGGAAUAUAUUACUGGUUACAGUGGCCAAUCAGUCGUCCUGAAAUCUGGAGCCGACCGAUCAUGGAAACUCGCCAGAGUUCAGUGGUCCAUUUAUAAGAACACAACAUAUAUCGCAAGUCUAAAGGACGGCGAAGUGACUAUAUACAAGUUUUGGAGACACCAGGGUCGACUUACGCUCAACACCAGUACGGGAGAUUUAACAAUCUGUAAUGUGACAGUGAACGACAGUAUGAUAUAUAACGUGGCUUUGCUCACAUCAGAUGACAAUCGGAAACAAGUUAAAGUUCAUCUCACAGUUCAAGAACCUCUCCAGAAACCAGACAUCCAGAAGACGCUCCAUUCCUUCAAUGACAGCCGGUGCUACGUUGUCCUCGAGUGCACUGCAUCUGGCCAAAAUGUGAAUUUGUCCUGGACGCCUGAUGGCGAGUUCAACGGAUCGUAUAUUUCAGGAAUCCCAAACUCCGUCGACUCUUCGUCGGUUCUUUUCGCAUCAAUUAAUGGCAGAAUAAACGUGACGUUCAACUGCACUGCCUCCAGUGGUCAACAGACAGUGACCAGGCAAAUGACAGUGGGAUGUUCAGAGGGGAAGCUGAUGUGUGAAGUCUGCACCGUUUGCAGUUCAUGCAUUUCCUCUGUGAUGUUGAGUAUUGUGUUUAUGGCUGCAGUCGUUUUGGUUUUAGCAUAUGCAUUAACAAAAUAUAGAGACAGAAUUAUUGCUGCCUGCCCUGAAGGCCUCCUCAAAUUCAUCCAGAAUAGGUAACAUCACACCACAGACAUCAGAGAUGUAAUGGACUCAGUUUACUGCAGUACUUGUCCUGGAUGUUUGCUUUUUUGAAGCACCACCAGUUUCAGUCCAGGCUCCCGUGGUGUUCAAGGCAGAGAUGGGCACUCGAGUUAGUGACUCGAACUCGAGUCGCAUUUUUAUAGACUUCAGACUUGACUUCAGACUCGACCUGAAAUGACUCCAGACUUGACUGGACUCGAGGAAAGGGACUCGUGAAAAUGUUAAAAGCAACUCGAGUCUUUUAUCCUUAAAUACUUAUAUAACUGAUAUUCAAAAGGCGGACUGCAUCCUCACCCUGGCAUCCAUCCGGACCGCGAGCCAUAGCACCAUUUUAAGUGAACGCUUGUUAAAAUUGUUGUUAGAUGGCUAGGAUGGAACUUAAACAUUGAAAUUGCUAGU